Molecule: messenger RNA, 1126 nt
Organism: Cyclopterus lumpus (lumpfish)
Lineage: Eukaryota; Metazoa; Chordata; Actinopteri; Perciformes; Cyclopteridae
Exons: 3
Coding region: 311-1126 (271 amino acids)
Biological process (GO): regulation of mitotic cell cycle; negative regulation of apoptotic process; protein autophosphorylation
Cellular component (GO): cytoplasm
Molecular function (GO): protein serine/threonine kinase activity; ATP binding
Source: RefSeq, a predicted model, not a curated record
UCCCCGAGCUGUGUGAGCCUACGGGUGAUGUUAUGAACCCAGACACCAGGGCGUUAGAUGUUCCGACGUUUAUGGGAUGUCCACAACAAGUGGAUACCUCCAUGUUCAUUUAUAAACUGUACACACAGAAUUUACUCUAAACCCUCAUUUGCAUCAUUCGGAACACUGUGACGUCACAGACUGUGACUUCAUAGAACCCGUCAUAAAAGGCACAAUAGAACGCUCGGUGCCAGCUCCCAUAUAUAAACUCCAGCCUUCCAGCAACAAACACUAUUUUUGUUAGAAAAGUCUUCAUCAGUCUUCAGGUGUAAUGGGGAAAGUAUUAGGAAAACACUUCUACGCUGAGGAGGACAUCGUCCCUGGAGGAAGGAAUAGAGAAGAAUCACAAGAUGGGGAAAGCCCACAGAGCAGGCACCUGGACCCCAACCCCUGUGAAGAUGAGUUGCCGUCCAGCUCCGUCCCUGGGCAAAAAAAGAGGAAAAGAAUAGAAGAUGGGGAAAGCGUACAGAGGGAGAAAAGCAGGAGACUGGACCUCAUCCUGGACCCCAUCCCCCGUGAAGAUGAGUUGCCGUCCAGCUCCGUCCCUGGGCAAAAAAAGAGGAAAAGAAUAGAAGAUGGGGAAAGCGUACAGAGGGAGAAAAACAGGAGACUGGACCCCAUCUCCUGUGAGGAUGAGUUGCCGUCGACCUCAGAGGACACUGAAAGCAGAAACCCACCCGAGGCGGCUCAGAGCGAGAGAAGCGCCGAUGAUGGACCGGUUCUAGACUCGUCAGCCAUGUUUAAGGCCAAGUACCGGCAGCAGAAGAAACUUGGCGAAGGAGGAUGUGGAUGCGUGUAUGCUGGCUAUCGUAGAGAGGAUAAUCUUCCUGUCGCUAUUAAGCAUAUUACCAUAGACGAAAAUCUCCUCCUUCACGAAGACACUGAUGGGCUCCAUAUCCCCAUGGAGGUCGCUGUGCUAAGGAAACUAGAGGCCGAAUCAGAGCGGCAUUCAGCACACGUUGACCUGCUGGACUGGUACAUUGUGGACGAGGAGCUGAUCCUGGUGCUGGAGAGACCGAUGCCGGCCGUAGACCUCUCCAACUACAUUGAAUCCAAAGGAGGCCACUUGAAAGAAAAGGAAGCUUAA